AUGUCUUCUCUUGCAACCGUGAUGAAUCGUACGGGGUAUCCCUACAACCAUCCUCAACCCACACCAUCGCCCCGGUUCACAUCUAGCCAUGGAACCAGCAGUGCAUUCAGUGCCAGUGCUCACCCCAACGAAGAUUGGACAAAGAUAUCUGAUUUGGCCGAGCGACGGCGCAUUCAAAAUAGAAUUGCCCAAAGAAACUACCGCAAGAAGCUAAAACGACGUCUUGAGGAUUUGGAACGAAGAGCCACAUCCUCCUCCGCUUCUCCAGAGCAAUCACAUCGAGAACUCAGUCUCCCAACUCAAUCAAAACCCAAGAAAACCAAAUCUCCCGCCGGCCGACCAGCUGCAGCUGAUAAAGCAAAAGCUAGAAAUGUACGCAACACACCAGCAAAGCUGGUGUUACCUGAGCCAAUUUCUUACCAAGACGAGGAGCGCGUCGGAAUGUUCUCAGAUCAAUCGACCAGGCAACUAUCCGCUUCUCCUCCGCUUGCCUUCUCAUCCCAGUACCAGUCUUGUUCCCAAAGCUACAGCUACCCUCACUAUCCUCAAGAAUCGGCAUACCAUUCAACUCCUGUCCCAACCGGGCUCCCUCCACCAAGUUAUUAUGUCCAACCGCUAUCUUCGCACGCACCUCCUUCCCAGGAAUUGGUAUAUUCGGAGGAGGAUCUUCUCACGCCUUUCGGCAUGAAUUAUGCUUCCAUGGCUGGAUUCGACAUUCCAGUCACAACGUCUCCUUAUCAAGAUCCAAACUCCCUUGUAAGUCGGAACUAG
Molecule: messenger RNA, 771 nt
Organism: Paracoccidioides brasiliensis Pb18
Exons: 2
Coding region: 1-771 (256 amino acids)
Biological process (GO): regulation of DNA-templated transcription
Molecular function (GO): DNA-binding transcription factor activity
Source: RefSeq, a predicted model, not a curated record